Messenger RNA from Penicillium mononematosum, 1719 nucleotides. Its product is annotated as Protein kinase domain-containing protein. The record is from RefSeq and is a predicted model, not a curated record. Lineage: Eukaryota; Fungi; Ascomycota; Eurotiomycetes; Eurotiales; Aspergillaceae. The transcript has 3 exons. Gene Ontology annotation, molecular function: ATP binding; protein serine/threonine kinase activity. Gene Ontology annotation, biological process: protein phosphorylation; intracellular signal transduction. Gene Ontology annotation, cellular component: cytoplasm. The coding region runs from base 1 to 1719 and encodes 572 amino acids.
AUGGCUGAGCAGAUGAGCGUUGAUCCGCAAGAUCCUUACGCUUUUGAUUACAUCUUAGGGAGAGACUUGGGCGCGAUCAAGGGGAAUCAUACCUUGCACCGUCCAGUGUCGCAGAUCCACCAGUUCCAAUACGAGGACUACAGUCACAUCUUUGCUUACAAUGCCCAAGAUCUCUUAGACCCCUCAAGCAGAUUGUCACAAAGAUAUCCCCAAGUGAGCCAGGUUCUUCGAGAACGCCUAGGGUUAGCGUUCGGCAAACGGAAUAACGAGGAAUUCUCGAGGUGUAAUUGCGGGGACGAUUCAGGUCACAGAUGCGACAGCGAAGUGUUUCAAAGACGAAACAGCACUUCAUACCAUGAUUUCAUCUGUCUGAGUGCUGAGGGGAGGACCACUGCCAAGGCCGUAUGCCUUUGUCCAGACCUUCAAAAUCGAGUGCAGGUAUAUGGAUUCAUAGGCGCAGGAACAUUUGGUGCCACUUUCAUCGCUCGCGAGAGAGGCGCUGCUGGUGCUUUCCUUGAGGACCUUGAACAAUACGCAAUCAAAUCUCAAGUCCACACAACACAGUGGAUGGACAGUGUAUCCGGUGUACAUUCUCAGAUGGUGCCCUUCUGUGAGGCUAGCGGAGAGUCACGAUAUAUGCCAGAAGAAGCCCUUCUACUGAUCUAUCUCGACGAUAGCAAAAGGUUCCCGCGGCUCGACUCGGUCUAUACUCACGGAUCAAGUCAGACGGGACCAUACCGCCUCGCAUCCGAAAGAGAUAUCUCCCCGUUUCCAGCUUUUGAUGGCAGCUAUCUCAUGUCCACAACCACCAAAGAACCUCAACUGGGGGAAACAGAAGGUUGUAAAGUUGCUUCCCAGCUUGUACAAGCUAUGAUAGAGUUAGCUGACAUGAACGUCUGCCAUGCUGAUAUGUCAGUGACAAAUUAUCUCAUGGACCAAAACCUGAACGUUCAACUCAUUGAUCUUGGAAUGGUCUAUUUCUCGCUGCAUAAAUCGGGGUUCAUGAGAGACAUAGACCACUUUAUCCCUUACCAUGAGUACCAGAUGAUGCCUGAGCGAGCCAUCGAAUUGGAGAAGUACGACACUUGGAGGGACCCAUGCCAUGAUGAUGUCGCUAUCGAAGAAGUCUACUUACCUCAUGACCAGCGGGACAUUUGUUUGUGGAAAUAUUCAACGAUCGUUUAUGGAUUUCUGCAUGGCUUCUGGCCCUGGGAUGAGCCUGAACCAGUGCCAAAAAGUUUGAACUGGCACGGUAGGUAUGAUGGUCCUUACAAUGAUCCGUUCUAUCCAGUAGUCAAACGCAGACGCAAGAGAAUGAUCAAUGAGGAUGUCCCAAUCAGCGAAUCACUCUCACAGGACUGCAGGGAUGUGUUACAAGCCACAUUGUCUAGAGAAAAGUCUGAGCGGCCGUCGUUGGAAGAAUUAUCGUCAUUUCCUUGGUUUUCUCGCUGGUCCGCUGAAGAACUCGAGUCUGGUCGCCCUUUGAAAAGACCCUUUGUCAAGAAAUUCCAUAAUAAGAACCGUGCAGAUGGUCGAAGGGGUUUCCCAUGGCCAAGUAUAUCACUGGACCAGGAUAUGUCCAUCCCCAUCCUUAACACCCCGGGGUAUAAUUCUGAUUACUCUGACUAUUCUACUGGGUCUUCUUAUUAUUCUACAUAUUCUGAUCAAUCUGGUGAUUUUGAAUAUGGGCGAGUUCCUCCUCAAGAGGCAUCACCUUAA